Pangasianodon hypophthalmus (striped catfish) is the source of this 5854-nucleotide messenger RNA. It is a transcript of the gene elmo3, whose product is annotated as engulfment and cell motility 3. The transcript has 21 exons. The coding region runs from base 253 to 2400 and encodes 715 amino acids. Gene Ontology annotation, biological process: cell motility; actin filament organization. The record is from RefSeq and is a predicted model, not a curated record. Lineage: Eukaryota; Metazoa; Chordata; Actinopteri; Siluriformes; Pangasiidae.
CUAGGCGCACUACAUAGGGGCUGUAAAUAACGGCAGAUGAGCCCUACCUAGUGCACUUCGUGUGGUCAUGGGAGCCUUUUGGCAUUGUGUCUAAACCCGAUUCUUACUCUGAAACUUGAAAGUACUGUUAUAACACGUACGAGGCGUUCUGCAAUCUGGAAAAAACUUUUUCUUUUAAAGGAUCAGGAGCUCUAAUGUGCAAAGUUUUGUCUGUCAGCAGCGUUUCAGGAGGACAGGCAUCCGCGUAUCAAAAUGCCGCAGCAGAAGGACAUAGUGAAGAUUGCUAUUCAGAUGCCAGGGGCGUACCCUCAGCUCAUUCAGCUGGAUCAGAAAAAGCCCCUUACUGCAGUGAUAAAGGAAGUGUGUGACAGAUGGAAUCUACCUGGACCAGAGAACUACGCCCUUCAGUAUGCGGAUGGAGCUCAUACCUACAUCACAGAGUCGAAUCGCUUGGACAUUAAGAACGGCAGCAUUCUGCGGUUGACCAAGGCUCCGGGCCGUUGUGCAGACGACCUUUUUAAAGGCAUCCAGAGCUCAGACUCGGACGUGCGCUGUGAGUCCCUGAAGCAGCUGGCUGCCAUCUCCACAGACAUCACCUUUGCUCAGGAGUUCAUCAGCCGAGACGGACACUCGCUGCUCGUCCACAUUGUGGAGGACGCUAACGAGGCGCCUCUGAUUAUGACACACACACUCACAGCCUUCAUGGAGCUGAUGGACCACGGGAUUGUAUCCUGGGAGAACCUCUCCAGUGUCUUCAUCAAGAAGAUCGCUGGUUUUGUGAACGCCAAGGUGAUGGACACCUCCAUCCAGCAGGUGUCCCUGGACAUCCUGGAGAGCAUGGUUCUAAGCAGCAUCAGCCUGUUCCACCAGAUCAGAGAGGAGAUCACACUAGAGAGACUGAUCGCCCAUCUGCAGGUGUCCAACCAGCAGCUUCAGACCAAAGCCAUGGCUCUGCUGAUGGCCCUGCUGCAGACAGCUGGAGAGGCAGAUAGACAGGAUCUGUUUGCUUUCCUUGAGAAAAAGAAUCUUCGCCAGUAUAUUCACAAGAACAUAAUCCACAGCUCUGGUCCUAUUGGAGAUGAAAUGGCUCACUACCUGUACGUGCUUCAGUCGGUGUGUCUGAAUCACCUGGAGGCACGAAUGAGAACCGCUCUGGACUCCUUUAAUCAGGAACAGAGGGAGGCUCUGCACAGUUUGCGGCAGGCCGUGUUCGAGACAGAAAGUGACGGCAGUCUAAGUAACGAGCGUCGCCGUUCUCUGUGUGCUAAAGAGUUCAAGAAGCUGGGUUUCUCAAACAAAGGUAACCCAGGUCAGGACCUGAGCCGGACCCCUCCCGGACUUCUCGCUCUGGACACAAUGACCUACUUUGCCUCACGUUACCCAGACGCCUACAGCAGGUUUGUUUUGGAGAACAGUAGCCGCGAGGAUAAACACGAGUGCCCUUUUGCCCGCAGCAGCAUCCAGCUAACGCUCAUGCUGUGUGAGAUCCUGCGUAUCGGAGAACCACCAUCGGAAACGGGCUCCAACUAUCACCCCAUCUUCUUCGCCCAGGACCGGCUGCUGGAGGAACUUUUCUGCAUCUGCAUUCAGCUCCUGAACAAAACCUGGAAGGAGAUGAGAGCCACGCAGGAGGACUUUGAUAAGGUCAUGCAGGUGGUGCGGGAGCAGAUCACAAGGACCCUGUCCAGUAAACCCACCUCACUGGAGCUCUUUAAGAACAAAGUGAAUGCAUUAAACUACAGCGAGAUCCUCAAACUGCGCCAGACAGAGAGACUGCACCAGGAGGAGACGCUCGCACCGCCCGUGCUUGAGCUGAAAGAGCGUCUGAAGCCAGAGCUGUUGGAGCUGAUCAGGCAGCAGAGACUGAACCGUCUGUGUCACGGCACUCUGUUUCGCAAAAUCAGCAGCCGCCGGAGACAAGAUAAAUUGUGGUACUGUCGGCUGUCCCCUAACCACAAAGUCCUGCACUAUGGAGAUGUCGAGGAGGAGACGGAGAUGCCAUCCAUCGAGAGUCUGCAGGACAAGAUUCCUGUGGCGGACAUUAAAGCCCUGCUUAUCGGAAAAGACUGUCCUCACAUGAAAGAUAACAAGGGCAAGCAAACCAAGGAGAUGUUGGAUCUGGCGUUCAGCAUUACGUAUGAUGUUGAGGAGUACAGCUUGAAUUUCGUCGCCUCCUCCAGAACAGAUUUUUGCUUGUGGACGGAUGGGCUGAAUGUUCUCCUGGGGAAGGAGAUGAGCAGUGAGUCCAUGCGCAGUGAGCUGGAGAUCCUCCUCUCCAUGGAGAUCAAGCUCCGCCUCCUGGACCUGGAAAACGUCCCCAUUCCCGACUCGGCCCCGCCCAUCCCCAAACCGCCCAGCAACUUCAACUUCUGCUACGACUUCAGCCAGGCGGAGCAUUAAGGCCAGGCGACGGGGCGUGACGUCCUGCUCCUCCUGCUCCACCCGAGAGAGUCGACGAACGAGAAAAAACUCAGCGGGAGAUGAGUGAUGGAGCCGAGGGGCAGCGAGUGUGAAGACUGGGGUUUGGUAUGACACUUUACCAGACAGAAAAGCCCACUGCGGGAUGACGAUGAAAGUCGACUGAAGUGGUUCUGAAAGAGGUUUCUUUUGAGAGACAGUCGAUUUCUAUGCUCAAGGCAUUGCAAGGGUGUAUUUUAUACAUAUAAAUAUAUAUAAUAUCUAAACUUUUUUUUUUUUUUUAAUAACCCUUUCCUAAUGGUACUGCACUCAUCUAAUUUCUUCAUCUAAACUUACUUCCUUAAUCUGCCUUAAACUGGACUGCAGGAAGGUACUCGAAUGCCCCAUUUGUGCUGCGAAGGUUCUGUAUUGGGAUUUAGAAAUUACACUUGUACGGAAAAUUUCCUCAAAUCAACACAAAUAGUCCUGGCAUAAACGUCAUAGCCCGGCUGUAGCAUGGACACAGGAACGUCACACUUUUGAUGUGUCAAUUAGAUCCGAACUACUUCUACUGAGAAAGUGCCGUGUUCUGCGAAAUAUAGCUGUUUCCUUACAAAAAUAUCAUGUGUUCAUGUUAUAUUGGAAUUACGGUAAUUACAAGGUUCUACUCUGAAAUGUGUUGUUACCGUGGAAACGUGCACAACAGCACUGUACUGUCUUUCAAACAGAAAGCAAUAGUAUAAAAAUAAUAAUAUAACACUAUACAGUUAGAAGUAGAUAAUAAUCAGGAAUGUUUAAUGGACCUGUGUUGUGUUUAAAUGCUGCAGUUUUCAGGUACGUGGUUUAUAACGUGAUGUUACACAUUUCCCAACCGGUACUUACACUCUUAAGAAAAAAAAAAGGGUUCUUCAAGAGUUAUUUUAGGCUUCAUUAGAUAAUUAAGGGUUCUUUCAUUCUUCAUUCUUUCAUCUUCAGUAAGUGUUUAAAUGUGUUGUAAUUACCAUGAUUCCAAAAUGAUGUGAACACACUGUUACUUGUCAGAAAUUGCACAUUUAAAGGCUUAAAAUCACACAACUUGUCAGUCAUCACUUAAAGCUGCAGUUUGUAAUGAUUAAAAGUUGUGCUACACCUGUGCUGAAAAUAUAAUUUCACAGAUACCGUAGAAAAAUUGUUUCACAAUAUUGCUAUGCAACGAAUAUGUCUAGUUUUUUCACUUUAAGAUUCUGUUUACAUUUUUCCGGCCCUGAAAUUAGCUCCGCCCCCAGCUGGAAAACAAACUGCUCAACUCUGCCCUUAUUCCUUAAAUGGCAACUCUCAAUUUUCUUUCCUUAAAUGGCAAUUUAUUUAAAGUUUAAUGGAGUAUCUGGGGGGGGUCAGUCGGGCAGCAGGGGGCGCUAACAUUACAAACGGCUAGUUUUAAUGUUUCAGGGAAAUUUCUCGAUCUCAAAGAGGGCUUAAAUAAGAGUUUCUUUAAACACCCAAUGAUAUACAGUGUGAAUAUUACCUGAUGGUAAUAAAUAUGCAAUAUUUUACACUUUGAUGAGGCACUGAAAUGGUUUUUAUCUUCUACAAAAUACAACAAUAUUGUGUAAUUAUUGUGUGAGCAGCUAUUGCGGUGGACUUUAAUAUUAACAGCUGGUACGAACAGAAAAUAGUGUUUUAAUGGUACAUCAUGAGGUACUUGGCACCUAAUAAUAAUAAUAAUAAUAAUAAUAAUAAUAGUGCAUUUUGCAAUAUGUCUGAAAUUUUUCUGCACAUUUGAAUUAUAAUAGUGGUCAAAAAUCAUACAAAAAAGCACCGUUGUAGAUCUGACCAAUAUUUUUCACUGUUUUUUAAUUUUAUCUUGCAAGGACAAUAGAAUGUUGGCACGGUGCUUUAACACUAACAGCAAGAGUGAUAUGUUUCUAUACAACAACUCGACAAAUAAAACUAAUAAUGUGCAGCAGUGUGCAAAAAAAUCUUUAGAUGUUCUGUAAAUACUUUAAUGCGAAGAUGCUUCCAAAAUCAUGACAUGAAAAACUAAAAUAUGAGCUAUAUAAAAUAUAAAACUACUACACCAGACUAAUGUGGUGAACCUUCGUCUCUGAAACAGCGUCAGAUCCCUCAGGAACUCGGGAGCUUAUCUUAAGCUUCAUACUUUCCUUAAUAUUUCCUUAAUAUCUUACUUUCUUUAUCAAUCAACAAACACUGUACACUCUGUAAAAUAAACGUUUGGAAAUCAUUUCGGGAAUCAGCACUUUUUUAAUCAACACACUGAUACAGAUAACACAAAAUAAUCAUCUGAAAUGAAAUUUCUAUCAAGAAAUGAGGGUGCCUAAAUAUAUUGCACAGUCCUGUAGUUAUUUACAGACAGUUUGACACAUCAGUUAAAGACUUAAGUGCUACAGGAAAUUGUGUAAGUCUGAUGUGGGACCUUCAUUAAUGCUUUCAGUGUAAUUAAUCUGCUUUCACACUUGGUGUUUUUUUUCCCCUCAACCAUCAGUGCAAGUUUUACCAGAAAAAAAAAAAAAAAAACGAUCCCUAAAGUAAAAAAGUUCAGCUUUUCCGAAAAAAAAAGUGUAAGGGGCAUUCGAAAUUCAGGGAGCACAGCGCUACGAGGAAAAAAAAAUAGUCCUGUUAGUGAGUAAAUAUAUUUUUAUAUUAGGAGCUUAUUAAUAUGUUCAGUCAGAGAUAUUUCAAAGGUAAUGUUUUAAUGGUGCAAAGUAACUAGACGUGAUAAUUUUGUUAGUUUUGGGAUGUUUACUGUGAUCCAAAUCUUGCAGUCUGGCUGAAUUGUUGUCUAUAAUCACACAAGUUGUGCAGCAGGUUGAAAAAAAUGGCUAGUGUGAAAGCAGCCUUACUUUGUUGUGUAACAAUCUGAUGAUUUGCUUCGAUGCACUGAUUUAAAAGGCGUCGCUUAAUCACAAGUUAAUCACAAACUGAUUAUUAUCGAAAAAGGACAAACAGCUGGUGUGUGGGGAAAAAUAAUUCAUAUUCACCCCAGCACAUUCAGCAUAGAUUGAUUUAUAUCGAUCCUACUAAAUCAAAUGGAAAUGUGUUGUAUUGCAUUGGAACAGAUUUUGUGGUAUUACCAAAUAUCAGAUCGCUUCCAUGAAUAAAAAUCGUAUCGUAUUGUUUCGUAUCGUAUCGUGUGAAAGUCUGAGGUUUACAGCGCUACUUUGCUGCCAGUUUUUUUUUUUGAAUCGCUGCCACUGAUGGAUAUAUUUAUUCAAAAUUAUAAUUAAAUACAUAAUAAAUAAAAAUCCUCUGGUACAGUACGCUGUGGUUUUGCUAUUUGAUUAACGGCAGUAAAAACACUUGUAUUUAAUACCGAUGGCAAUCUUUCCACACGCUGUGUACACAUUUCAGCUGAGCACCAUCACUGCCAGGCACAAAUCAUCUGCAUCUCUGAUUUAAUAAUAAUAAUAAUAAUAAUAAUAAUAAUAAUAAUUAAAAAAAAAAAAAAAAAAAAAGCAAA